Molecule: messenger RNA, 885 nt
Organism: Nipponia nippon (crested ibis)
Lineage: Eukaryota; Metazoa; Chordata; Aves; Pelecaniformes; Threskiornithidae
Source: RefSeq, a predicted model, not a curated record
AUGCCGGUGACGGUGACCCUGGCCGGCCCGGCCCCUUGGGGCUUCCGCAUCACCGGGGGAAGGGACUUUGGCAAACCCAUCACCGUCUCCAAGGUGACGGAGCAUGGGAAGGCGGCCGCGGGCGACCUCCGUCCAGGGGACGUCAUCGUCGCCAUCAACGGGGAGAGCGCAGCUGAGAUGCUCAACGUGGAGGCGCAGAAUAAGAUCAAGCAGAGCCCUGGGCAGCUCCGGCUGCAGGUGGAGAGGUCCCCGGUGCCACCUCCCAGCCACGCCAACGGGGACGCCUCACCGGAGAGGCUGGCCACACGCUUCCAGGACACGCUGCGGAUGCAGGAAGAGAGCCAGGGCGCCCUGAGACCCUCCUACUCCAGCCCGGCAUCCCUCAGCCCCCCGCCCCGCAGCAGCAGCCUGGGCUCGGAGUCGGCCAUGCGACGUUUGGAGGAGGAUUCGGAGGUCUACAAGAUGUUGCAGGAGAACCGGGAGCUGCGGGCGGCCCCGCGGCAGUCCAGCACUUUCCGCCUGUUGCAGGAGGCUCUGGAGGACGAGGGCGGAGCUGGCCCCGCAGCCCCUUUCCCCAGCCGGCUCUCGCCCAGCACCCGCAAGCCCGUGGCCGGCGUCCAGAAGCUGCACGUCUGCGAGAAGUGCGGCAGCACCAUCGCGACGCAGGCGGUGAGGAUCCAGGACGGCCGCUACCGGCACCCGUCCUGCUACGCCUGCGCCGACUGCGGCCUCAACCUGAAGAUGCGGGGGCACUUCUGGGGCCCGUCGCCGGCUGGGGUGGCUAUAAAAGGGAGCGCCGGGACGCGCGCCCGGCAGUCGGCUCCGGCUCUUGGCAAUGUGGGGUGGCUCCCGCACCGUCUGGAAGAGGAGGUUCAGCUGCUGUGA